Staurois parvus is the source of this 825-nucleotide messenger RNA. The record is from the annotation of a GenBank genome assembly. Lineage: Eukaryota; Metazoa; Chordata; Amphibia; Anura; Ranidae.
AUGUUACAUCACCACUGCCGCAGGAAUCCUGAGCUGCAGGAGGAGCUCCGGAUACAGGCAGCUGUGGCUGCAGGAGACGUCCACACCGUACGCACUAUGCUGGAACAGGGCUACUCGCCCAAUGGUCGGGAUGCCAAUGGAUGGACUCUGCUUCACUUUUCAGCAGCACGUGGAAAAGAAAGAUGUGUGAGAGUAUUCCUAGAGCAUGGAGCGGAUCCUACAGUAAAGGACUUGAUAGGGGGCUUUACAGCAUUACACUAUGCUGCCAUGCAUGGAAGGGCUCGAAUCGCACGUCUGAUGUUGGAAUCGGAAUAUCGCAGUGACAUCAUUAAUGCCAAGAGCAAUGAUGGUUGGACACCGCUACAUGUGGCUGCCCACUAUGGAAGAGAUUCUUUUGUCAGGUUACUGUUGGAGUUUAAAGCUGAGGUUGAUCCGCUUAGUGACAAGGGCACCACUCCCCUGCAGCUCGCCAUCAUCCGAGAGAGAUCCAGCUGCGUCAAAAUUCUCCUGGACCACAACGCCAACAUUGAUAUUCAAAACGGGUUUCUGCUACGCUAUGCUGUGAUCAAAAGUAACCAUUCAUAUUGUCGCAUGUUUUUGCAAAGAGGGGCUGAUACGAACUUGGGGAGGCUAGAAGAUGGGCAGACACCUCUUCACCUUUCGGCUCUGCGGGAUGAUGUCCUUUGCGCCCGUAUGUUGUACAAUUAUGGGGCCGACACGAACACUAGGAACUAUGAAGGACAGACCCCUCUAGCUGUAUCAUUAAGUAUCUCUGGAACUAGCCGACCUUGCCUGGAUUUCCUACAGGAAGUGCGAAGUAAGUAA